Messenger RNA from Schistocerca piceifrons (Central American locust), 720 nucleotides. Its product is annotated as THAP domain-containing protein 2-like. The record is from RefSeq and is a predicted model, not a curated record. The transcript has 3 exons. Bases 63 to 407 code for a protein of 114 amino acids. NCBI's taxonomy places the organism in Eukaryota, Metazoa, Arthropoda, Insecta, Orthoptera, Acrididae.
GUUAUAUGAUUGUGAAUUGAAAUGUUAGUGUAAUAGUGUUCAUACUACUUCAACAUAUAAAUAUGCCACGUAGAUGCUGCAUGCCUGCUUGUAGAGGCAAUUAUACUGCUCAGGAAAGAGUCAAUAGAUUCCAUUUCCCUCGUGAAGAAGAUGCAAGGAGAGAAUGGAUAAGAGCAGUUCACGUUGAUAAUUUUACCCCUUCAGAUCACUCUGUGGUUUGUGAGCUGCAUUUCCAUGCACACGGUAUAGAAAGAACUACAUCAGCAUAUGAUGCUAAGACUGGAAGAUUAAUUACAGCGCCUCUUGACCGUCCACGUCUAAGGAAAGGUGCAAUACCAGCACUGUUGCCAGGAUCUCCUAAAUAUUUAUCUACACCGUCAGUAUCAAGAGAACAUCCUGAAGAUUGAAGACAGCUUUUGGAAAAUGCUUUUGUGAGAUCUGCGCUGAAAGAAAGUUUGAUUACUCAUGAAGACCAUAAGAAGGCAAUACAUUCUCCUCGUUGAAGGAAUUAUAUGAUAAAAUUAAUAGUAGUGAUUUGAAUGAGUGAACCUGUGUCAAAAAGUUGAAAAAGUUUAAUAGUGUGUAUUUUUUUUUAAUUAGUGAAGUACCAUUUUUGAAAAUUCUGUGUUAUGUCACAAUUAAUGCAAAUCUCACUCUCACUGUCCAUGUCAAUGAUUUACAGCUUGGUCACAUAGGGGACAUUAAGCUUCCAGUAACUGU